AUGUUUGGCAUCUGUGUGCUGCAGCUCUCCUGGGGUCGAGCCUUUCAAGAAACCAAACAAAACCAGGCCCUGGUGAAAGUUCUGCAUGUGCCCAUUCCCCCCAUAUCCGCGGCCCCCAGCGUGGAUCUGCCUUUGGAGCAGCUCCGGUACUUGGCAGUGGAGCUGCGGCUGCUCAUGACUCGAGUGCGGGUUAGCGAAGCCCGGAAGACCACAGAGGAGUUUAAUCGGGAGAAGUUUUGGAAAAGACUCAAUGACGCAGCUGAGAAUGUGUCGAGGGAAGCCACGAAUCUGACCGUCUUCUCUUGACUUCCACUGUCGUCUCCACAGAAAACUCAGAUGUGCUGUGAGAAAGUCCAUGCUGCCAUCAAGGCAAUUACUGCAGUGUACUAUUCACUUCCCAAGGAUCAGGGAAUCACUCUACGAAAGCUGGUACGGAGUGCUACUCUGGAUAUUGUGGAUGGCAUGGCCCAGCUUUUGGAAGUGCUUUCUAUCACUCCAGCUCAAAGCCCAGAGAACAAGGAUCUUAUUUCCUGCAGCAGUGUCUGGGUUGCAUGCGAGCAGAUGCCUCAGACACCAAGAGAUAACAAAGCUGCAGCCCUUUUAAUGCUGACAAAGAGUGUGAAUUUUGUGAAAGAUGCACUAGAGGAAAUGGAGUGCACUGUGGAAGAAUGUGACCCUUACUCUGGCCUCUUGAAUGACUCUGAGGAGGACAACUCUGAUAACCCUGAUAAUGAGGAGGAGGAUGUGUUGGGGUUUCCAAAUAAUCGGGACAUAUACUGGUCAGAGGAAGAUCAAGAACUCAUAAUCCCAUGCCUUGCCCUGGUGAAAGCAUCCAAAGCCUGUCUGAAGAAAAUCCGGAUCUCAGUGGCAGAGAAUGGGAAGAAGGACCAGGUGGCCCAGCUGGACGACAUUGUAGAUAUUUCUGAUGAGAUCAGCCCCAGUGUGGAUGAUUUGGCUCUGAGCAUAUAUCCCCCUAUGUGCUACCUGACAGUGUGAAUCAAUUCUGUGAAACUUGUAUCCAUUUUAAAGAAGGCACUUGAAAUUACAAAAGCAAGUCAUGUGACCCCUCAGCCAGAAGAUAGUUGGAUCCCUUUACUCGUCAGUGCAGUAGAUCAUUGCAUGAACAGAAUCAAGGAACUCACUCAGAAUGAACUUGAAUUAUGAGUUUUCAGGCUUGUUUGUACUCUCCUCCUCUUUCCCUUUCUUACUGUUAUAGC
Messenger RNA from Choloepus didactylus (southern two-toed sloth), 1217 nucleotides. Its product is annotated as cyclin-D1-binding protein 1-like. Lineage: Eukaryota; Metazoa; Chordata; Mammalia; Pilosa; Megalonychidae. The record is from RefSeq and is a predicted model, not a curated record. Gene Ontology annotation, biological process: regulation of cell cycle. Gene Ontology annotation, cellular component: nucleus. The transcript is spliced from 3 exons.